UUUGAAUAUAAUUUUAGAUUUAGAGUGAAAUCAAGAGAAAAGCACUUUAGAAGCCUGGAAAGCUCUUGCAGUGGCAACAGCAAAAGGGAGAGAGGUUGUGAGCGAUCACACGCGAUUACAUUAAGACAAUUUUUGACAGCGCAGGUUGGGCAAGGACGGAGCAGGGGGAGCAGCCCCCGAUACUGGUCCUCCCUUACCUUUUUCCUCUCUCCCCCCCGCUUCCCUUCUUCUUUGAUCCCUAAACUGGCACUCGAGCUGCAGCGGCGGGGCCGGGGGCGAGGCGGCUGGUGCAGGAGCCCGGCUCCAGCUCUCCGGCGCCCAGCGCGGCCGUAGCCCGCCGCAGCCCCGCUCCAAACUCGCGUCCCGGGGCAGCGCCGGGGCGGCCGCGCCGCUGCCCCCGCCUCGGCAGCGCCCCGGUGCCCGGCCCGGCGCCUCGCCCGCCCCGGAGCCGAGAGCGGCGGCUGGAGGGGGAGAGCCCCAAGGAGCCGGAGCGGCGGCGGCGGCGGCCGCCCUCGGCGCCCGGGACAAUGGUGCUGGACAAGGAGGACGGCGUGCCGAUGCUCUCCGUACAACCCAAGGGGAAGCAGAAGGGCUGCGCCGGCUGCAACCGAAAGAUCAAGGACCGGUACCUGCUGAAGGCUCUGGAUAAGUAUUGGCAUGAAGACUGUCUAAAGUGUGCCUGCUGUGACUGUCGUCUUGGAGAGGUUGGAUCAACUCUUUACACAAAAGCAAAUCUCAUUCUCUGCCGCAGAGAUUACCUGAGGCUCUUUGGUACCACCGGGAAUUGUGCUGCCUGCAGUAAACUGAUCCCUGCCUUUGAGAUGGUGAUGAGGGCCAGAGAUAAUGUUUACCAUUUGGACUGCUUUGCCUGUCAGCUCUGCAACCAGCGAUUCUGCGUGGGAGACAAAUUUUUCCUGAAGAACAACAUGAUCUUGUGUCAGAUGGACUAUGAGGAAGGGCAGCUGAACGGGAGCUUCGAGUCCCAGGUUCAAUAACAGCCCCUGCUUUGCUGGAGCACUGUGGGAUGGGCGCUUGGCCGCACGAGCAGCGAGGGCGUCUGUCAGCUUGCCUGCAAUAUUUUUUUAAUUCUUGGUCCAGAGAGGACUAUAUACAUUGUAGUACUUUUCCCCCCCAACACAAAGCAGUUACAAUUUUAGAUGUACAGUUGUGCCUGCUUAGCUGAGCACUGCAUUGCCUGUAUGUUUGUGAGUUUUUGGGGUCUGGGGGAGGGCUCUGUACAGUCUGUUUUCUGUAUAUAAACUGGAACAUUUAUUUUAUGAAAAAUGUAAUGCAAUUUUAUUACUGGUGUGAAUUAAAAAUUAUGAAUGUUUCCUGGUCAUCUUUGCCGUGGUUUCUUCCCUGUGUGGCAAAAGCCUGUAUUUCCUGUGCUUUAGCUGAGCAGACUGUUGGAAACAUGUAUAUAGCUCCCUGGAAACUGCAUGAAUCACAGCAGAGGCAGGUUCUCUCGUAAUAACUGGGGGAAAUGCUGCUGCGGGGUUGUGGAGACUUCCAUCCAACCACCUGCUUCCCUGUAUAAUGGGGGAGAAUGAGCUGGGGGCAGGUGGUGGCUGGGAACCAUCGGCAUGGCUGGCAGGGCUGCUGUGCCAUGCUGGGCUGCUGGCUGAGAGGCUCCUUGUGGAUUCAGACAGAGCAUUGCCAUGGAAUUCCUGCUGGCUGCCUGAUCCGGUGCCUCCAGUCUGGGCUGCGAGGAACAGGCUCCCUGCAGCCCUGCCAACAGGUGCCUGGGCAUUGAUCAGAAUAUUAAUUUCAAGGCUUUGCUAGGCGGUGGGAUUUUCCCUUGGGGCAUCACUUGUCCAGGUCAGAGCUGCUGCGAGAGCUGAUGUCAGGGCUGGGACGUGACUGGGCGCUGAUGCAGCAGAUCCCUGCUCCCAGCCCUUUUUGCUUACUCUGUGCCAGGUGCUUUGACCUCCCACGAAAUAAAAAUGAUCAGAUUUGAAGCAUCUCCUGGAGAAAAAAUUCUGAACUGUGUUCCUGCUGCGACGCUUUGUGCAAUGAUUUUCAAGGUUAUGCAAUUCAUGUGCAACCCACUGGACUGUAUCAAACACAUUUCUUUGUAUAGUGAGUGUCACUUUAAUAUAGUGCACCAGUAGCUGUAAAGGAUGGCUGCAAUUCUAUUUAUUUUGUCUUCUUGCUUUUUCUUAGAUUUACCCCCCUUUCCUUUAAUAAAUAGACACCGAGUA
Messenger RNA from Motacilla alba alba, 2201 nucleotides. RefSeq names its product LIM domain only 1 (gene LMO1). NCBI's taxonomy places the organism in Eukaryota, Metazoa, Chordata, Aves, Passeriformes, Motacillidae. The coding region runs from base 528 to 995 and encodes 155 amino acids. The transcript has 4 exons. Gene Ontology annotation, cellular component: nucleus. The record is from RefSeq and is a predicted model, not a curated record. Gene Ontology annotation, molecular function: DNA-binding transcription factor binding; transcription coactivator activity. Gene Ontology annotation, biological process: positive regulation of transcription by RNA polymerase II.